AUGGAGGAGGAUCUGAUAGAAAAGAUUAUCUCAAAUAUAAUAAUAACUUUGGACCCAAGUAAAAAUACAGUGGUUGAGUCUAUAAAUGUGGGCAAUUGUAUGGUCAGAGAAAGAUCUCAGGCAGAAUAUUUCUUGGAUACUAUAUGCGAUCAAGAUAACUUGAGAAUAGAUGAAGUGGUAUUUGAAGUACUAAAAUCAGCAAAAUAUAAAAGUAAAAAUGGCUCAAUAGGAGAAGAUUUGCAACAUGGAGUGGAAUUUAUUAGUUUAUCAAUUUUGGAUAAGUUUGUGAAGAGAAAAUGGGUACUAUUAAGUAAUGAAGAUAAAUCUCGAGUAAGAAAUAAACUUUUGGAGAUUUCCGUGUGUGGAAUAGAUUGCAUAAAUGAUGAUUUGAUUCUGGUGAGUUCUUCAUUUGCAAUAAGAAAGCUUUGUUGUACCUUUAGCAGAGUAAUUAUUCAGGAUUACUUUGUAUCUUGGAAAGUAUUUAUGAAGGCUAUUUUAGAUUAUAGAAACAAACUUGUGAAUUUUGAUAAUUCUGGAAUAGUAUUAGUUAAUGAAAACUUUCUAAGAAAUAGAAAUAUUACAAAUUUAACAAAACUUGUUUUGGGUAUUACAAAAGAGAUUUCGGAAACUUUAAUUAAUUCAAAUACAAAUGAAAUAAACUCAAAAAUGAGAGCUUCUUCCACAAAUGGAUUAUGCAAUGAAAUUGAACCAGUAUUACAUAUAAUUAGUAAUGAGCUUCGGAAUGCAUGUAACUUUAAAAGGAAGGAGAAAAUGUUGGAAUCCAAUAUAAGUAAUUAUGAUAUUUCUUUAAUAAAACAAAGCUUGGAUUGUUUGAAAAAUUUAACAAAUAUAAUAGAUUCUGGAAAGUUACUGAAUUUGAGACUAGAUGAUCUUUUGAUUAUUUUACAUAAUACUGGGAUUCUAGAUAGUAACGAAGAAAUUUUAGAUCUUUUGGAUUCUCUUGUACAAAAUUUGACAAAACAAAAAAAAGGAGCAAUAUUUGUGUUAGAUUACCAGGAUCUAAAUAGAUUUGUACUUGGAGUUGCAAACUUAGUAAAAAAUACAAUUUUGAAUCCAAAAUUAUUUUCAGAAGAUCCAGAUUAUGAUACAAGUUUGAUGCAUUUGAACUGGAUAAAGUUGUUUAAAGAUCUUAUAGAGGGUUGUAUUCCAGCUAUAGUAAGAAUUCCAGAUAAUAUUACUUUGGAGAACUCGAAUAAUAAAAUGGAUGUAAUUAUUUUGGUUUGGAAAAUAACUUUGGCAUUUUGCAUGCAUCCUUACAUUUCAGUCUGUGAUUUAGCGGUUUCCACUCUUUGCCAAAUCUUAAAGAUUCUUGUUAAAGAACUACCAAGUUUGUACAAAGAUGAAUCCAAGUACUUUUAUUUGGUUAAAGGCUUUCAAAUUGAUAUUUUGUUGGUAUUUCUAUACAUUAGGUCGCUUCGUAUUGGGGAUCCAAAGAUCAACUAUUUAACAGAUGAGUGGAACCCGUGGAAUUCCAUGAUCUCAAAUAUGAUCUUUAAUUCUUUAACAAAACUUAAUUCUGAAACUGUAAAUAUUCUUUUUCACUUUCCAAAUCAACCUUAUAAUUUUUCUCUAAUAGCUUCAAAGUACUUUAAACUUUUGGAUCAGUACAAUAUUGUUGAUUCUUCACAUAUUAAGUUCUUUGGGGAUGUUGAAACAUCAGAAAAUAUGCUCAUUUCCAAAAAUAGCAGUAAUAACUUGGGAUCUUUUAAUAACUCUUAUAGUUCUUUAAAAACCAGAAUAAUUCAGUUGGUGAAUUCUCUUGUUGAUUUUGGGCAGGGAAUACUUCUGGAAAAACUUAUGGAAACCUGCCUGAAUAUUGCAGUUUUCAUUUUCAGCUCACAUCCUUUCAACUCAAGAUGCAGUUUCCAUUCUUCAGAAAAUUCUUCUAAUAACAGCUCUGUUCAAAAUUUAUGUCAAAAGUGCGUUUUUAUAGAUGGAAUGUUUUUAAUACUUGAGACAAUCCUUAAUAGAAUCAGCUUUAACAUCCAUAAUUUGCCUAAAAAUGAUGCAUUUUUAGAUCCUAGUACCAAGUUUGAAUUAAAAACCAUCCCAUCAUUCUUUGAUCUUUUAAGCCAAGAUGUAAACUAUAAAGAACAAAAAGUGUGGAUUUCAUCGUUAUUUAAGUUAAUGAAUGGUAUAUUACAACUUCCUUUGUUAGAACUUUGUGGGCAUUUCUUAGAAUCAAGACGUCUUAUUUUCAUAUCUCAGACUGUAAUUUGUGUAGAAUGGUAUCAGGAAUUAUACAAAGACGUAAGUACCAUGAUUAAAAAAGAUGGGAUUUUGAGUAUUUAUAUGAGUUACUUAACAAAUUCUGGAGGACUAAUAAUUCCCGAAUUAAGAAAGACAGCAUCUUAUUGUCUGUCAAGAAUUUUAUUAAGUCAGCCAAAAUUGUUUGAAGAAAAUCUCUCAAUGGUUAUUCAAGUAAUAAAUGAAAGUUUGAAUAGUUCCGGUACUUGUUUUGAAGAAAAGAUGACUUUAAGCUCUGUUUUAAUUGCUGCUACAAAUGCGGAAGGGAACUUUAAUAGAAUUUCAGAAAGCUGUGAAAUGGCAUCUAAAGUGGCAUUUAGCCUACUUUCAAGAAAUUCUUUUAAUUUCUCUAACCAAGAGGAAGUUCUGGAUUUCUUAUUUAGAGAUCUUGUGGAGGCUGUAAGAAUGUCUAGGGAGCCAAGCGAACAAAACUGGAAGAAUUUGGUUCUUCUCAAAAAUUCUCUAACAUUAUUAUUCUCUGUUUUUGGAAAUGUGAAAUUACCAGACGAAUUUUCAUCUCUUAAAAAUGGUGGAUUUCUCAAAGAAGAAAGAUCUCACUUAGUUUUGAGGCAUCCUUUAGAAAAGUUAUCGAGGCAAAUAUUUGAUUCAAUUUGUUUAAUUACUUUAGUUUUUUUGAAAAUUUGUGAUAAUAGUAAUAAAUCCCAAUUGGAAGAAUUAAAUAUAAUUUCUCUUUUUAAUUCCAUUUCAGACCAAGAAUGGAUGGCUAGGAGUGGUAUUAAAAACCAAUCUGACUUCAAAAUAAUUAAAUUGUCUCAAAUUACGAGCUACAGGAUGAUUUUCUAUAAUAGUUUUCUUCAAAUCAGAAGACUUACCUUUUCUAUAAGAAAUCUUUUAAUCAAGUUACUAGUAUCAACUUUCACCUUGGGUACUUGCAAAGAUAUUUUUCAUGAUCAAGCUAUUAGCAUGAUUCCGAAUCCAGGAUUAUACUUUGAGGAGGGAAAUGUUAACCUGUUAUUAAAAACAUUAAUAGAUCCAAUCAGAUCUUUGCCCAUUCAUAUUUUAAACUUUAUUAUUAAAAAUGGUUGGUACAUUAUUUUCUCUCCUCAAUCACUCCCUAGAUUCCAAGAUGGGUAUCCCACCGACAUAUUCUUGGAAGAGGUAUUCUCCAAUAGAUUUGUCCCUUCAGUACUUGAUAAGCUUAGAUCUGAGUGGCAAAAACUAAUGAUCUCACAAGCAUAUAUAUUAUCUUCGUCUAUUUCGGAAUUAAGAAAUUUAAGUUUGGAAAACGUAUCUUCAUCAAUACCUUUUCAAGAUCCAUUUAGAGUAUUACUCAAUUUAAAUAUUGAUUUUAAAGAAUUUCCAAGUAAUCUAAAAGAUAACUCUCUUUAUAAUGUGAUUUACAAUUCACAUUAUAAUGACUUGUCAGAAACUUCUUUUAUUAUUUUAAAAAUUGUGAAUAGAUUCAUUCUGAGUACAAACCGUCAAAGCAAUUCAAGCUUUAAAUUAAAAACUGAACCCAAAUUAAGUAAUCAUCCAGUUAAACUGAAAUCAGGAUCUAGUAAUAAUGAAGAUUUUCAAAUGGAUUAUUAUGAAUACCAUUAUAAUCAAAAUCAUUAUUAUGAAGAUUACGAAUUUCAGGAUCCAAUGUUGAUGGACUAUGAAGAGACGGUAAAUUACUCUUCACAAAAGAGCAAGACACAGCCAAAACAUAUUUCUUUGUCUCAAGUCUUUCUUUUAAAUCAAAAUCUGAUGAAAUCUUCUUUAGAGAUAUUGAUUGAGUUUUUAAACUUUCCAGAUCCGAAUAUAUUGGAGACAUCGUUACAUAUUAUUCAAAAAUACCUUCAACAGUAUAUAAACUUUACAAAUCAAGGAAACCACUCAAAAUAUUCCGAUAUCCACAUUUCUCUGAUUAAAAAUCUUUUAAUCCAACUAUUAAAAGUUGGUCCUAGGGCUUUACCAUUUGAUCCACUUAAUCUGUCUCCAAGCAAAAGCGACAAUAUAAAGAUUCCAACACCUUUAAACUCUUAUAUAAAAUUAAGCCACCCAAAUUUACUUAAAAAUGCCAUAAUUGAUUGCAUUCAGAGUAUUAUUAGAUCAGACCAAGACUGCCUAAAUUUUAUAAACAACACCAAGAAUGAACUUAGUAAAGAUUUGAGCAAAAAUAUAACCAACAAAAAUUUCUCUUCGCCUAAUCUUUUACCUUACAAUGAUAACUUGUACAACCAACAAGUACCAAUCCCAGAUGAAAUCUUGAAAAAAGCAUAUAACUGCCUGGAAUUUUUAUUUUCAAAGUAUUAUGAAUAUUCACCUUCUGGGUCGGAAAAAAUCUUUUCCCAACAAGAUAUAAUCCUUAUAUGUAAGACAUUUCUUGAAGAACACAUCACAGACAUUGUCUUUUCUCAAACAUCUGUAUUGGGUGCUUUAAUUGGAAAUAUCCUACACAGUCUGAGCCAGAUCUCAUCUCAGAAUGAGCAAAACCCAUAUAUAAAUUUUACUACUUUUAUCAAACCAAGUUUCCAAUAA
Cryptosporidium ubiquitum is the source of this 4752-nucleotide messenger RNA. RefSeq lists its product as uncharacterized. The coding region runs from base 1 to 4752 and encodes 1583 amino acids. Lineage: Eukaryota; Apicomplexa; Conoidasida; Eucoccidiorida; Cryptosporidiidae. The transcript is spliced from 2 exons. The record is from RefSeq and is a predicted model, not a curated record.